CCUGUCCCGAUCUAUCGUUUAGCAACUGUAAAUUACCAAAUUAACAACAGGGUCUAAUUCAACACUUGGCCUAUAAAAGAUUGUCCGGUCAAGACGAGGGCUAAUACUCAAGGCAAUUCUCCUCAGAAAUCAAACAUAGCUUUCCGAGAGAUAAAACAAGAGAAGCUCUUCAGUCAGUGAUUUAGUCGAGUCGUGGCUGAAAUACCAAGUGUAGAAAGAAGGAUGCAACCCUACGGUGGACAUUAUUUGUGCCCUUAUUUCACUUGCACAUCUCCUUACUGCAUUGCAAUAAGGUCCAAUAUCACUUCAGCAUCUUCAGUGCCUUUGAAUCGAAGCCCCACAAGUUCGUCUGCAAACUCGGGAUCGGCGGCUACUUCAUUUUCGAUUUCUUCAAUUCUUUCACGCUCGGACGAGAGCAAUGAAGCAAAAGAGGUUACAGGUGACUUGCAUUCGCCAACCAAGGCUGAGACGUCGAUAUCUUUGGGGUCAUAUAAACAUUACUCAAUGGAAAGAUUUCACCCUUAUCAUUCCUCUCUUGGUGUCAGCGCAUUCACAAGAGCAGGAGGAUGUAGCACCAUUCAGAAAGAUGGUGAUAUUGUACUAUCGACAAUCUCUCGCCACGAGGAAAGCAAACCCUGGAACUUCAAGCAAGGAAAACCAAAGCGAAUACGCACAAUUUUCACACCAGAACAACUCGAAAGACUCGAAAAAGAGUUUGAACGACAACAAUACAUGGUCGGCGCUGAGAGACACUAUCUUGCUGCUUCGCUUAACCUAACAGAAACACAAGUUAAAGUUUGGUUUCAGAAUCGAAGAAUAAAAUGGAGGAAGCAGAAACUGGACAGACAGAAUGCGAGCAGCUAACUCGAUUUUGUCCCAAUCAUAAUUCAGUUAAUUUUUGCGCUUAAAUGAGACGCUCAUCUCUAUGAGAGAUAUGUAUGAUUCUACAAAUUGUGUCAUUAUUUGAACACUAAAAGAAUAUGGUUCAGCCAGAGGCAAGAUAAGGGACAAGCCUGGGCUAUUUUCCUCUUGUAACCCAAACACGGCAUAUCACAUGGCGAUCAAAAAAACCCACAAUAUUUUAUCUUAAUUUGCUCAAAGUGAGCCGUGAUUAUCCUCCCAUUUCUCUUUCGAAUAUAUCUGAUUUUGUGGUGAAAACCAAACGUGGUCCAUAAUCGGCCUAUUACUUAACAUCAACCCGCGUAAUAGACAGAUUAUUUACAGAGAAGGUUUCUUAGAGAAUGAUUAGUAGUUCGAGGCAGUUUUGGCAAGCCAGCCGGUCAUGAACUUGUUACCAAACAUGAUUAGAUUGUUUGGACUUUAAGGGGCCCCUUAUAGAUGAGGCUCAUCAAGAGAACCACUAUAUUUCGUGAUGUGUCUUCCGAUUGUUUAAAUAAAUAAAUUGAAGCAGUUGUUUUGAGCCGACAAGAUUCUUAAUUUUUACGACUCAUCUUGUCAAAUGAUUCGCUCAAUAAAGGGGUAGUAGAA
Actinia tenebrosa (Australian red waratah sea anemone) is the source of this 1488-nucleotide messenger RNA. RefSeq lists its product as uncharacterized. Gene Ontology annotation, molecular function: RNA polymerase II cis-regulatory region sequence-specific DNA binding; DNA-binding transcription factor activity, RNA polymerase II-specific. Lineage: Eukaryota; Metazoa; Cnidaria; Anthozoa; Actiniaria; Actiniidae. The record is from RefSeq and is a predicted model, not a curated record. Gene Ontology annotation, cellular component: nucleus. Gene Ontology annotation, biological process: neuron differentiation; regulation of transcription by RNA polymerase II; central nervous system development.